Molecule: messenger RNA, 8174 nt
Organism: Podarcis raffonei (Aeolian wall lizard)
Lineage: Eukaryota; Metazoa; Chordata; Lepidosauria; Squamata; Lacertidae
Gene: ABCA3
Product: ATP binding cassette subfamily A member 3
Exons: 31
Coding region: 180-5300 (1706 amino acids)
Biological process (GO): lipid transport; transmembrane transport
Cellular component (GO): intracellular membrane-bounded organelle; membrane
Molecular function (GO): ATP hydrolysis activity; ABC-type transporter activity; lipid carrier activity
Source: RefSeq, a predicted model, not a curated record
CCCGGGCGCAUCAGCUGGCAACGAGCGGCCGCCUCCCCGGCCUGAACCAACAGAGCCAGGAUGGCAACGGUGCCGGCAACGUCCGGAGCCGGUAAAGGGGAGUCGUCGCCUGCGGGACCCCGAGAGCUGUGCUGAGAAGAGUCCUGGAAGCUUGUGGUUCCUCCCUUCCGAAGUGAAAGAUGGUUCUGCUACGGCAGUUUGGGCUUCUUCUCUGGAAGAAUUACAUCUUGCAGAAGCGACAGAUUUUGGUCACGAUCAUAGAGAUCUGCCUGCCAUUGUUGUUUGCUGCCAUCCUCAUUGCCCUCCGUCACAGAGUACAGGCGGUUGACCACCCGAAUGCUACCACCUAUCACAGCCUUCCGGUGUCUCAGCUUCCUAUCUCCCCUCAUUGGCACCCAUACAACUUGGAGCUGGCCUAUGUUCCUGCUAACAACACGGCUGUGAAGAGCAUCGUGGAGACUGUGGCGAAGGCACUGGAAAUCAAUACCAAAGUUCGAGGCUUCCCUUCUGAGAAAGCCUUUGAAGACUACAUCAGGUUUGACAACCGCUCUGGCAAUGUUCUGGCUGGCAUUGUCUUCGAACACCUCUUAGCUCACAGUCAAGAGCCCCUGCCACUGCAGGUGAGUUACCGCCUGCGUUUCAAAUACAGCCCUAGGAAUGCCCCUCGGAGUGAGCAGACAGGCCUGAACCCUAACCUGGACCGUGAUUGGCACACCAGCUACCUCUUCCCGCUGUUCCAGUUACCAGGACCCAGAGAACCCAAAUUGCACGAUGGAGGGACACCAGGGUAUUACCGAGAAGGCUUCCUGGCAGUGCAGCAUGCUGUGGACAUGGCAAUCCUGCAGUCCCACACCAACACUUCUGCGGAAAGUCUGCUGGAAAGGUUCAUGGUGGUCAUUCGCCGUUUUCCCUACCCACCCUACGUCAACGACCUCUUUGUGCUGGCCAUUCAGAACCAGCUUCCCCUGCUGCUCAUGCUGAGCUUCACCUAUACCUCGCUCAACAUAGUCCGUGCUGUGGUGCAUGAGAAAGAGAAGAAGCUGAAGGAGUACAUGCGAAUGAUGGGCCUCAGUAACUGGCUGCACUGGAGUGCCUGGUUCCUCAUGUUCUUCCUCUUCCUCUUGGUCUCCAACUUCUUUGUCACCAUCCUCUUCUGCGUAAAGGUGAGCAAACAGGGAGCGGUGCUCACAAAUAGUGACCCCACUCUGGUGUUUACCUUCUUGACAGUCUUCUCCAUCGCAUCCAUCUCCUUCAGCUUCAUGGUCAGCACCUUCUUCUCCAAAGCAAACGUGGCGGCAGCUGCUGGGGGCUUCCUCUACUUCUUCUCCUACAUUCCAUACUUCUUCAUCUCCCCACGCUACGACACGAUGACACACAACCAGAAGCUUUCGUCGUGCCUCAUUUCCAACGUUGCCAUGGCUAUGGGAGCGCAGUUGAUCGGCAUGUUCGAAGGGAAAGGCACUGGGGUGCAGUGGAGGGACCUUCUGAAACCAGUCAGCGUGGAUGAUAACUUCACUGUGGCUCACGUCCUAGGGAUGCUACUCCUGGACUCGGUGCUGUAUGGCUUGGUGGCCUGGUAUGUGGAGGCCGUCUUCCCAGGAGAGUAUGGCAUCCCACAGCCCUGGUACUUCUUCUUGAUGCCUUCGUAUUGGUGUGGGAGUCCUCAGACAGUGCUGGGAAAGGAGAAAGAAGAGGAGGAGGACCCAGAGAAGGCCCUGAAAAGCCAGUACAUAGAAGAGGAGCCGUCGGACCUGGUUUCAGGGAUCAAAAUUAAGCACCUGUCCAAGGUGUUCAAGAUGGGGAACAAAACCAAGGAAGCCGUAAGGGACCUGACCCUGAACAUGUAUGAGGGGCAAAUCACAGUGCUUCUGGGGCACAAUGGUGCUGGGAAGACGACGACUUUGUCCAUGCUCACAGGACUGUAUCCUCCAACAAGUGGCCAAGCAUACAUCAAUGGCUAUGAGAUCUCCCAGGACAUGAAUCUGAUCCGAAAAAGUCUUGGCCUCUGCCCUCAGCACGACGUCCUCUUUGACCAAAUGACAGUGGAAGAGCACCUGUACUUCUACGCUGGGUUGAAAGGUUUUCCUGCAGAGAAAUGUCUAGAGGAGAUUAGCCGCAUCCUGCACAUCCUCAGCCUACAGGAGAAACGCUUCUCUCUGUCUAAAGCAUUGUCUGGGGGGAUGAAACGGAAGCUCUCCAUUGGCAUCGCACUCAUUGGAGACUCCAAAGUGGUGAUGCUAGACGAGCCAACCUCAGGCAUGGAUCCGGUUUCCCGCCGGGCCACCUGGGAGCUUUUGCAGCAGCAGCGGAGCACCCGCACCAUCCUGCUCACCACACACUUCAUGGACGAAGCAGAUCUGCUGGGCGACCGCAUUGCGAUUAUGGCGAAGGGGGAGCUCCAGUGCUGUGGGUCUUCGCUCUUUCUCAAGCAUAAAUACGGUGCAGGAUACCACAUGGUGAUGGUGAAGGAGCCGUGCUGCAACCUUGGGGAAAUCUCCCGUCUCAUCUAUCACUAUGUGCCCAACGCCACCCUGGAGAGCAACGCUGGGGCGGAGCUGUCCUUCAUCCUUCCCAAAGAGAGUACGCACAGGUUUGAGGCUCUGUUCACAGAGUUGGAGUUACGCCGGGAAGAGCUGGGCAUUGCCAGUUACGGAGCCUCAGUCACCACUAUGGAGGAAGUUUUUCUGAGAGUUGGCAAGCUGGUUGAUUCCAGCAUGGACAUCCAAGCCAUCCAGCUGCCGGCUUUGCAGUACCAGCAUGAACGGCGAUCCAACGACUGGGCCAUGGACGACUCCAGCAGCCUGAGUGGGAUGACUGACAUGACGGAUGACAGCGGGGCUCUGAUCACGGAAGAUUGCUCCAGCAUCAAGCUGAACACAGGGUUCUACCUCUGCUGCCAGCAGUUCUAUGCCAUGUUUAUGAAGAGGGCUGUCUACAGUUGGCGCAACUGGAAGAUGGUGGCAGCGCAGUUCCUGGUGCCUCUGAUCUUCACUGCCUUCGCCCUGAUUGUGGCCAAGACCUUUCCAGGCCCACGAGACUCUUCCCUGCUCAAGAUGACCUUAAAUCCGUAUGGACAGACUACAGUGCCCUUUUCUGUCUCCCAAGAAUCCACCCUGGCCCAGAGACUAGGAGAGCAGUAUAAGGAUAUCGUGGACUCUCAGCACCAAGGGCCACUGGAGGUCGUGGGUGAUCUGCAGGAAUACCUGAUUUCUCGAGCAGCUGAAGAAGGGGGAGCCUUCAACGAGCGCUAUAUUGCGGCAGCGUCCUUCGAAGAAACUGGGGAUCUCGUGAAGGUGACGGCUCUCUUUAACAACCAGGCGUUCCACUCGUCUGCCGCAGCCCUUCUCCUGGUUGACAACGCCCUGCUGAAGCUGCUGGUUGACCCCAAUGCUUCCAUCUCCGUGGCUAACUACCCACAGCCCCGCAACACAACAGAGACCGCGAAGGACCAGCUCAUGGAAGGCCAGACGGGUUUCGCCAUUGCAAUCAACUUGCUCUAUGGAAUGGCCUCGUUGUCCAGCACCUUCGCUCUCCUGCUCGUCAGCGAGAGGGCCAUCAAGGCCAAGCACGUCCAGUUUGUCAGCGGGGUCUAUGUCGUCAAUUUCUGGCUCUCAGCCCUCCUGUGGGACCUCAUCAACUACCUCACGCCCUGUGUGCUCAUGCUGGUGAUAUUCCAAGCCUUUGAUGUGAAAGCCUUCACCCAGGACAACCACCUUGUUGAUGUGAUGCAGAUCUUCCUCCUUUACGGCUGGGCCACUAUCCCCCUCAUGUAUCUGCUCAGCUUCUUCUUCUCUGUGGCUUCUACGGCCUACACACGCCUCACCAUCUUCAACAUCUUCUCAGGGACAGCCACCUUCCUGGCAGUCACUAUCAUGAGCAUUCAAGAACUUGGAAUGGUGGAUCUCUCAAGGAUGUUGGAUAAAGUCUUCUUAAUCCUGCCCAAUUACUGCUUGGGACAAAGCAUCAGCAAAUUCUACCAGAACUAUGAGUUCAUUCAGUUCUGCACCUCCUCAAUUGAGUCUCUCCUUGUCUGCAAAGUGUUUAAUAUUACUUUCCAAACCAAUUACUUUGCAUGGGAGAGCCCUGGGAUUGGCAAAUACUUGACUUCCAUGGCUGUACAGGGGCUUGUGUUCCUCAUCCUCCUCUUCCUCAUUGAGACCAACAUCCUUUGGAGACUGAAGAACCUUGUCUGCAACGUGCAUCGGAGGCGGAAGUGGGUGAUGCUGCUGAACAGAGUCCCCGUCCUUCCAGAAGACCGGGAUGUUGCAGAUGAGAGGAAGAAGGUUUUGGAGUCACCAACAGCAUCCCUUUCAUCACUGAACAGUCCCUUAGUCAUUAAGGAGCUUACCAAGGUGUACAGCAACAGGGACUCAUGCCUGGCUGUGGACAGGAUAUCCUUGGCAGUCAACAAAGGCGAGUGUUUCGGUCUUCUUGGCUUCAACGGGGCAGGGAAGACCACCACCUUCAAGAUGCUGACAGGGGAUGAGAGCAUCACAUCGGGAGACGCCUAUGUGGAUGGGCACAGCAUCCUGGCCAACAUCAAAAAGGUCCAGCAGCGGAUUGGCUACUGCCCCCAGUUUGAUGCCCUUUUGGAUCACAUGACCGGGAGGGAGACCUUGAGCAUGUACGCCCGGCUGCGAGGGAUCCCCGAGCGCUACAUUGGCAGCUGUGUGGAGAACAUGCUCCGAGGCCUGCUCUUAGAGCCACAUGCGAACAAGCUCAUCAGGACGUACAGCGGUGGCAACAAGCGGAAACUGAGUGCGGGGAUAGCCCUGAUUGGUGGCCCCCCUGUCAUCUUCCUGGAUGAGCCCUCCACCGGCAUGGAUCCUGUUGCCAGGCGCCUACUGUGGGAUGCAGUUGCCAGGACGAGGGAGUGCGGGAAGUCCAUCAUUAUCACUUCACACAGCAUGGAAGAAUGUGAGGCUUUGUGCACCCGGCUGGCCAUCAUGGUGAAUGGGCAGUUCAAAUGCCUGGGGAGCCCACAGCACCUGAAGAGCAAAUUUGGCAGUGGGUACACCCUGCUAGCAAAAACCCACAGCGAUGAUGAGGACAACCUUCAGGCCUUCAAAACAUUUGUGGAGAAGACUUUCCCAGGAAGCAUCCUGAAGCAUGAACAUCAGAGCAUGGUCCAUUAUCACCUCACCAACAAGAACCUCAGCUGGGCACAGGUGUUUGGGGCACUAGAGAAAGCCAAAGAGAAGUACUGCAUGGAGGAUUAUUCCGUCAGCCAAAUCUCCUUGGAGCAAGUCUUCAUGAGCUUCACCCGUUUCCAGCACUACACAGAGGAUCAAGAGAAAUGAGGCGGAGCCCCUCUGCCUGCUCCGCACGGACUGACCCUGCUGCCUAUACAUAGUAUAUAUAGAGACAGUAAUUUAUAUUAUCAGCCAUGUCUCCAACAAUGCAUCAAAAGGACAGACAUUCUCAACGAAGCAGUGGGGGGGGGGGAGAUCUCCAGCUCUCCGCAGUGCCGGGAUCAAGAAGAAGAGCAUGCAUGAUGUGUCCGAGUGUGUGUGUGUCAUGGUGUACGUCCGCAUGUGGCGAGGCAUGGGAAAGAGCAGCAAAGGGCUGCAUCUCAAGGCAGCACAGCCAGCCUGUGGGUCUUAACUAGCUCUCCCUCUGCCUUUAAGCCAACCAGAGAGGACAGUGUUGCACCACCACGCAGGUAAUGAACUCCUGGUGCUGGGAUGACUGGUGGACCCUGUCUUUUGCAUCCUCUCCUCCAGGACUUCCACUGGGUCAACAUCUAUGUCAUUGGCCCAGUGUGCCUCUGCAAAUGAGGCACUGGCAAUGCACACGUCUGUCUGUCUGCAGCCCAUGUCUGUAUGAGGAAACAAAACGUCCCCGUGUGGCGUAUCCGUCCAGCCCGACUUCCUUUUCGCCACUCGCUUUCCUCAGGUGGAGCAGGACGAGGAGGGCAGCAUGCAACCGGUCACAGUCCCCACCUCACUCUGGGGUUCCUAUCAGAUCUGGGAUUAUUUAUUUAUUUUCCACAAGGUGCCGGGGGGGGGGGAGAUAAUGCAUUUUGCUUUUCAGACAACUGUGAGGCUGAGUUUAGCAUAGUAGGAAUCCCGCGGGCACCACCCUUGCACAUUCCUUCAUCCAUGUCACUAACCUUAAAUGUUCACGGAGAAUCUCCUUCGAGGUGGUUUUGCUGUAGUUUAGAGCAAUGUUCUUCAACCUGCGGCCGUCCCCAGAUGUUGUUUGCUUAUGCUUCCCAUCACCUGCAGGGAUAUGAGCAAGCUGGAAGAUGAGUAGAGAAGGACAGCCAAGAUGAUAAAGAUACCAAGUCUUACGAGGAACGGUUGUGGGAGGUUGUGGGUAGGUUUAGCCAGGGUAAGAGGAAAUGGAGAGGAGAUAUGACAGCCACCUUCAAAUAUCUAAAGGGCUGCCAUGUGGAAGAGGGAGCAAGCUUGUUUUCUCCUGCUCCAGAGGGUAGAACCCGAACCAAUGGAUCCAAAUUACAAAAAAAGAGAUUCCGACUAAGAACUUUCUGACAGGAAGAGCUUAUUCAGCUACUUCAGAAGAUGCUGGGCUCUCUUUCUCUGGAGGUUUUUAAACAGAGGUUGGAUGGUCAUCUGCCAGGGAUGAUUGAGUUGUAACUCAAUGACCCUUUGGGUUCCUUCCAACUCUACAAUUCUUCAAAUCUAUGAUCCCUAACCAUUAGUUAAGCUGGCUGGGGAUGGUGGGAGUCAAGAGUCCAGCACCAUCUGGGGACCAAAGGCUGAAGAGAACUGAUUUAGAGAAACUAGCCAAAAGCUUCCAUCAGCCACGGAUCAUGGGAGAGUUCUCUGCUGUAUGAAAUCCUAGCCAAUUGCAAAGAAGUGGAACCGCCACUUGGCAACCUGUCAUUUUGUCUGUGUAUGCUCCAGGACCAACUAAUCAUGUGCUCUGUUACGGCUUGAUUCUGGACCCAGGUGGGGACAUUGUUCUGCACUUUUGGGGUUUGUAGCAGCCAAGUCAGCCUUGGCCUAGGCUGUUGUCAGGUGGAAGCAUCUCCAUGUCCUCCUCCUCUGAAAUCUGGAAAGAACAGGCCGUGAAGGUGUUGGUGACAGGUGGCCACUUAUAUUAAGGUGCUCUGCUGGAACCAGGGCUUUUGAAUCCCUCCAAGAAGUUGGAGUGAGGAGGAAGUUCACGCCCAGUUUCAAGGUGCUCACCUGCAUCUGCCAAGGUGCUCACCUGCACUGUAGGAUAUGUUCUGUUGUAGUGCUGCUUUUGUCUCAACAGAUGACCAGGAUGUGUUCCCACUUAGGGCCAGCUCAGCCCUUGGUUCCCCAGAAUGAAGGAUGUUCCCAAUGCAGGGCAGGGGAAUCCCGAGACUCUCCAAAUGCCUCUUCGACCCCAGUUCCCAUCAUCCCAAAACCGUUGGCCAUGCAGACAGGGGGUGAUGGGGGCUGCAGCCCAACAACAGUAGGAAGACAGGCUCCCCAUGCCAGCCUUAUCACCUCUGUUAGGGUGAGUUAGCACAUUCCCCUUGGGGGAAAAAAUGAGAGAAAUGCCACCAUGUCAUAGCAGACAUUAUUGUGGUUGUCCCUUGCUUUCCUCACAUGGGGGCGCCUUAUAGAAAUUACCAUGUUAAAACCUGCCUUUUGUAUCACAUUGAGGAAAGAUUGAGUGGAGGGUCCUAGCAAGGGGUUAUUCUGCUUGUCCAAAUGGGGAACUCUGGAGACUAGCGUUUUGUAGGGCCAGGUGUGUUGCAGCCCAAGUGCCCAUCCCGGCAAAAAAUUUAAAAAAUCCUGCCUUAGAUAAAUGUGGGCCUAAUUGCAUGCACCUGUCAAGACUUGAACAGCACCUGCUAACUAAGCAUCUGCUCUGCACUGAGCCCUCUGUAUGCUGCUUGCUAGAUCACCAAAAAAACAAAACCCACCCAAAUCUGCAGCUCCAAGUUGGGCAGAGGGGAACCCAGCAAAAAAACAAAACAAACCCUUCCAUUUUGUCCCUCCUCUAAUGUAUCCUAUUUGUGCAAAGGCAAUGAUAGCAGUUGCAGUGCUCAAGGUUUUAAUGAGACUCGGAGAUUGUCAGCAGAUCAGGCAGGAAGUGGCCUAGUACUUCAUUCCCAGGCCCUCUAGCAAGGAGAUAAUUCCUGGCCACCAACCCUUAGCCAUUGGCUAGUCCUUGUUGGGUUCAUGCAUUUCCUUGCACCUGCAUACGAGUAAAAUUUGAUAUCUGGAAGAGAA